CGGUGUUAAGGCUGGACGUUUGUUCUUCGGAACCCGAAUCGAAGCAAGAUAUUUGUUACCGUUCUCGAAUCGAACCGAACCAUUUGAAAUUCCCGAACGGUACUUUUUUAGAGAACCAAACUUACCAAAACCGAACUGAACCGAACAUGAUAUAAUAACCCGAUCGGUACAUAUUUUUGUAGAACCAAAAAAACGAACCAAAUACUGAAACGUCCACCCCCUCUCUCUCUCUCUAUAUAUAUAUCAUGGAAAGAAAACAUGUGCAAAAUCUAGGGCUCGGAGUGAAAAUUUUCUGCAGAUUUCGAUCUAAACACGAACAGAAGCAGAAGCUGAACUGAGCUGAUUGUUACCAGUUAGACUACACACUUCCUAAACCAAUUUUAGGACAGUGAAAGUGAGUAGCCUCACAUGGGAUGGAUGACCUACCUAUUCUAUCCUUAACUCACAUUUAUAGUUUGUACUCUCACCAUGCAUGAAUACACAUGCAUAUAUACAUAUACACACACACGCAUAUAUAUACGUAUAUAUAGAUUCACCAUGUGUAAUCCCAUACAUACCUGAGAAGAAGCAUGGAUCAAGAAGCAAAAGACAGAGUCUGUGUUACCGGUGCUUCGGGCUACCUCGCUUCUUGGCUCGUGAAACGGCUUCUCCUCGAGGGCUAUCACGUUACCGGAACAGUCAGAGAUCCAGGGAAUGAGAAGAAACUGGCUCACCUUUGGAAGCUGGAAGGAGCAAAGGAGAGACUGCGCUUAGUGAAAGCCGACCUAAUGGAAGAUGGAAGCUUCGAUGAUGCAAUAAUGGAAUGCCAUGGAGUUUUUCACACUGCUUCUCCUGUUCUCAAACCCUUUUCUGAUCCACAGGAGGAGAUCUUGAAGCCGGCUAUAGAGGGCACACUCAAUGUUCUGCGUUCAUGCAGGAAAAACCCAUCAAUAAGGCGAGUGGUUAUCACCUCUUCUUCUUCGACGGUGAGGAUCAGAGAUGAUUUUGAUCCAAAAGUCCCUCUCGAUGAAUCAUCUUGGACCUCUGUUGAGCUCUGCCAGAGCCUCCAGAUCUGGUAUGCUUUGUCAAAGACCUUAGCCGAGCAAGCUGCAUGGAAGUUCUGCCACGACAAUGGCAUCGACCUUGUCACUGUCUUGCCAGCCUUUCUCAUAGGACCGAGCCUGCCUCCGGAUCUUUGUUCCACGGCCUCUGAUGUCCUCGGUUUGCUGAAAGGAGAAACAGAGAAGUUCCAAUGGCAUGGAAGAAUGGGAUAUGUCCACAUAGACGAUGUGGCACGAUCCCACAUCCUAGUCUACGAGCAUAAGGCGGCUCAUGGCCGCUACAUCUGCAGCUCAACCAUAGUCGACCUCGAGGAACUAAUUUCCUUCUUGUCCACUCGCUACGCUUCUCUUCCCAUUCCCAAAAGGUUUGAGAAACUGAACAGGCUGCAUUAUGACUUCGAUACCUCAAAGAUUAAGAGCCUCGGGUUCGAGUUCAAGCCUCUUGAGGAGAUGUUUGAUGACUGUGUUGCAUCGUUCUUCGAGCAAGGCUACCUAUCUGCUUCCACUGUUAAACCAUAGACGGCAAUAAAAUGCAGGGUAGUGAUGGAGAGUGGUAUGAGAUAGUUGUAUCACUUGGAUGAUCAAUAAAACAAUGUAACCGGAUAAUAAUAUGUAGAAAGAGAUUACUC
Messenger RNA from Tarenaya hassleriana, 1669 nucleotides. Its product is annotated as tetraketide alpha-pyrone reductase 1. Lineage: Eukaryota; Viridiplantae; Streptophyta; Magnoliopsida; Brassicales; Cleomaceae. The record is from RefSeq and is a predicted model, not a curated record. Gene Ontology annotation, molecular function: oxidoreductase activity, acting on the CH-OH group of donors, NAD or NADP as acceptor. Bases 570 to 1559 code for a protein of 329 amino acids. The transcript is spliced from 6 exons.